GGUGUUUGGAUUCGAAUGCGCGUCGCGACCCCGAGGGGCGGCGGCGCAGGCGCAGUGUGCGGCGGGGCAGCGCUGCCCCCUAGCGCCGGGGCGCGGCAUGCCGGGCGAGGAGGAGGAGGAUGGCGAGCCGGGGGUCGCGGGGGUCGCAGCCCCCUCCCCGCCGGCCGUGGAGGGGGACACCCGGCAGCGCUACGAUGAGCUGUGCAGCAGCCUCAAUAUGGACGAGCGCGCCCGCUCCGAGGCCUGGCUCAGCUACCAGAGCAUGAAGCGCAACUACACCCUGGAGGGAAAUGAUCUGCACUGGCUGGCGUGUGCCUUGUACGUGGCUUGCAGAAAAGCAGUUCCCACUGUGAGCAAGGGGACAGCUGAGGGCAAUUACGUAUCUUUAACCAGAAUUUUGCGCUGUUCAGAACAAAGCUUGAUCGAGUUUUUUAACAAGAUGAAAAAGUGGGAAGACAUGGCAAAUCUCCCUGCUCAAUUCAGAGAACGAACCGAGAGAUUAGAGAGAAACUUCACUGUUUCUGCUGUCAUUUUUAAGAAAUAUGAGCCCAUUUUUCAGGACAUUUUCAGAUAUCCUCAAGAAGAUCAACCUCGUCAACAGAGAGGGAGAAAACAGAGACGACAACCAUGUACCGUGACAGAAGUUUUCCAGUUUUGUUGGGUGCUGUUUGUUCAUGCAAAAGGUAAUUUUCCUAUGAUCAGUGACGACUUGGUCAAUUCCUACCACCUCUUAUUAUGUGCUUUGGAUCUAGUAUAUGGAAAUGCUCUCCAGUGUCCAAACCGUAAAGAACUUCUGAAUCCUAAUUUUAAAGUAUUCUUAAUUGUAGGUCUACCUGAAGACUUUCACAGUAAGGAUUAUAAAGUAUCAUCUGAUCCUCCCUGCAUCAUUGAAAAACUGUGUUCAUUACAUUAUGGAUUAGUUUUAGAAGCAAAAGGCAUAAAGGAACAUUUUUGGAAGCCAUAUAUUCGGAAACUUUUUGACAAAAAGCUUUUGAAAGGAAAAGAUGAAAAUCUGACUGGAUUUCUUGAUCCUGGGAACUUCGGAGAUAGCUUCAAAGCCAUCAACAAGGCCUACGAGGAGUAUGUUUUGUCAGUAGGAAAUCUCGAUGAGCGAAUAUUUCUUGGGGAGGAUGCAGAUGAAGAAAUUGGAACUCUCACAAGGUGCUUAAAUACAGCUUCGGGAACAGAAACAGCUGAAAGAGUACAAGUGAAGCAUAAUUUGCAGCAGCACUUUGACAGGUCCAAAUCACUCAGGAUUACAACCCCACUUACUGGCCGCAAGUAUAUUAAAGAGAGCAACCCAUAUGUGACACCUGUUUCCAUGGCAACAUACAGCUUGAGCCGCCUUCACACGAUGCUGGCAGGACUGAAGAAUGCCCCCAGUGAAAAUCUGGAGCAAAUUCUCAGAUCAUGUUCCAGAGAUCCUUCUCAAUCUAUUGCCAACCGAGUAAAAGAAAUGCAUGAAGUAUACUGCCAGAGCACGCAGGCUGAAGGAGAAUUCAGUAAUUUUUCCAAAGAUGUUGCUAGUAAGCAUUUUCGUCGUGCCGAGGUGCUGUAUUACAAGGUCUUGGAGUCUAUCAUUGAGCAAGAGAGGAAGAGACUGGGAGAUGCUGACUUAUCUGCAAUACUGGAGCAGGAUGUGUUUCAUAGAUCGCUGCUGGCAUGUUGCCUUGAGAUCAUUACCUUCACGUACAAGCCACCUGGAAACUUCCCAUUCAUCCCUGAAAUAUUUGACAUUCCAGUUUAUCAUUUUUAUAAGGUAAUUGAGGUUUUCAUCAGAGCAGAGGAUGGCCUUUGUCGGGAAGUAGUAAAACACCUUAAUCAUAUUGAGGAGCAGAUCUUGGAAAGCAUGGCCUGGAAACAAGAAUCUAUAUUGUGGGACAGAAUCAGAGAUAACGAAAACAGGGUUCCCACUUGUGAAGAGGUAAUGCCACCUCAGUAUUUUGAGAGAUCUGCUGGGAAUAGUGUUGUGGGUUCUCCUUUGACACCCAGACGACUAAAUGAGGUCCGUGCUGAAACUGGAGGACUAGGGAAAGGCCUUUCAUCCCCUUCAGCCACCCUGUAUGACAGAUACAGCUCUCCUACAGCCAAUCCUACAAGGAGAAGGCUGUUUGCUGAUAACGAUAAUACCUCUGACAGCAGCACUCCAGUAAGAGUUUCCCAACAGCCUGUGGUGAAUACAGUGCCUGUGCAGAACAUGAAUCCUGAAGCGAUGUCAGUAACCCCAGUGCCUGGCCAGACACUGGUUACAGUGGCAACUGCUACUGUAACUGCCAACAACGGGCAAACUGUGACAAUACCAGUACAAGGUAUCGCCAAUGAAAGCGGAGGAAUAACUUUCUUCCCAGUCCAGGUAAAUGUGGGUACCCAGGCUCAGGCUGUCCCUGGCCCCAUUCAGCCCCUCAGUGCCCAGGCGCUCACAGGUACCCUGAACACCCAAGUGACAGGGGCUACACUGCAGUUACCUGGCCAGGUGACUGUGCAGCAGAUUUCUCCUGGAGAGCAAAGGCAAACCCAGCCCUUUGCCACCACCACGUCCAUCAGGCCACGGAAGAUGGGCUCGCUUUCACUCUUCUUUAGAAAGGUGUACCAUUUAGCUAGUGUUCGCCUGAGAGAUCUUUGUGUCAAACUCGAUGUAUCUGAUGAGCUGAGGAAAAAGAUAUGGACAUGUUUUGAGUAUUCCUUGGUACGCUGCCCUGAAAUCAUGAUGGACAGACACCUGGAUCAGCUGCUGAUGUGUGCCAUCUACGUAAUGGCUAAGGUGACCAAGGAGGACAGAUCUUUUCAGAACAUUAUGCGCUGCUAUCGGACACAACCACAAGCCAAGAGUCAUGUGUAUCGGAGUGUCCUGAUAAAAGGCAGGAGGUGCCGACGCCGCUCUGGCAGCAGUGACAGCAGCAGCCAGCAGAACUCACCUACAGACAGAAGUAAAGAGAGGAAUAAGGAAAGAAGCAGCAGAGACUCCAGCCCCGUGAUGCGAUCCAGCAGCACCCUGCCUGUCCCACACCCCAGCAGUGCCCCCCCAACCCCAACUCGACUGACCGGGGCCAACAGCGACACCGAGGAGGAGGAACGAGGGGACCUCAUACAGUUCUAUAACAAUAUCUAUAUCGAGCAGAUCAAAGAAUUUGCCCUGAAGUAUACCUCAAAUGCAACAGACUCCCCGCCGCUUUCGCCCUACCCGUUCAUGCGGUUGGGGUCCCCUCGCCGCGUGCAGCUGUCCCACAAACACCCCGUGUACAUCUCACCACACAAAAACGAGUCUGCGCUCUCUCCUCGAGAGAAAAUCUUCUAUUACUUCAGCAGCAGCCCAUCUAAGAGGCUAAAGGAAAUUAACAGCAUGGUUAGAACUGGAGAAACUCCAACAAAGAAAAGAGGCAUUCUCUUGGAAGAUGGAACUGAAGCACCAGCUAAGCGCAUCUGCCAAGAGAAUCACACUGCUCUGCUAAGGCGGCUACAAGAUGUAGCAAAUGACCGAGGCUCUCACUGAGCCCAGUGUUCCAGCACAGGUAUUCAUUCCUUCAUUCCUUCCUUCCUUGCUGUCACCCAACACAUGGGGUCACCAGGCCAUGGCACGUGUCCUCAGCCAGGCAAGCGGCCCAGCACCAGGCCUUGACUGCAGAAAGCAGUGAAGAGCUUUUUCUUGCUUGGAGAACACAGCCCUAAUUCUGCUCUUUACCCUGGGGCAGGUAUUUACCUCCAUUUGCUCUAACCUGUCCCCUCACGCUGUUUUCACCAGCACUUCACCGUUGGGCUGGGAAGUUACCAUGUGUCGGACCCAGGAGCAGUGCACCCAGAUCACCACGCUCAGCAGUGGCUUGGUUUCUAAAUAAAGACCUCCACAAAACCAAUGACUUACAAGUGAUAUUCCAUAGGAAAGUCCAGUUCAGCUUGGAGAAGAAAGAUGGGGAAUAGCCUUUUGGAGCCCCAAAGGAAGCUCCAAGUGGAUUGUUUCCAUAGUUAGGAUGUUCUGUGUGCCUCUGAAAGCCACCCUGCUGUUGCUGUGUCAGGCGCUGGCUGGGCCAGACGAUGCUCUGGAGUGAGCUGUGUGCAGCAGGCAGCACUCGGGGCAGGGCUGCAAGCAUCAGUGUCACACUUGAGGCAGAUCUGUUUGGCUGUACAUUGGCAAUGGCACUUUCUCCUCCAUAUCAAUAGUUGUUCCGAGGCUGACCGCAGCGCUCUCUGCAGAGAGGCGAGCUGACUGUUGUAUUUAUUUCCAAUGGGCAGCCUGCAGCUCCUGUGGCAGAGAAGGGCGCUGAGAAUCACUGCAGCACACUCAGUCCGCUGGCUUUUGUCAAGGAAUUUUAUAUGUUUGCAAUGUUAUUCCAAGAUAGAUUGUUUCCCCAGGGAGUCGGGAGCUGCCCCUGUGCUUGUGUGGCAGGAGGGCAGUGGUGUCCCACUCUGGAAACCUCCACUGGGCUGUUUGCUUGUUUCUAAAGGGCAGGGCUUGGGGGGGUGGGGUUGGGUUUUUAAAUUGCUAAAUCAGGCUGACAGGGAGAAAUAUCUCUGCUCCAGCAGGAUAAGGAAGCAGUGCAUCUACUGGACCUCCUGGUCAGUUUCAUUUAAUAGGUCCAAGAUGCAUUGAACACACCAGCAACCAGCACCAUUCACCCACUGACUCCUUACCAUUGGUGUACGAGGCACAGGGGUGCUGUUAAGUGCACCAUGCAACCCCCCCCAGAGCCUACCAGGUUUUGUAACGAAGCAGAAAUUAAAAGCUCCGAGUUAUCAGUCAUUCCUGCUCCUCUGAAUUAUGGGAAAAUUUAGGACUUAAUUCCACUGUAAAUUCAGUUAAAUAAAAGCAUAUUUCGUUCUUGCCUGCAUAAUAAAAAGGCUGAAGUUAAGAAAUUGUGUAGAUGUUUCUGUAAAAAUAUUUAUGAAGUGGUCAGACAAUUCUUGUUACCAUUUACAUUACUUUGUAUGAAAAUAUUGCAAGUUAUUUUUCAAUAAAGAAUUUAUAAACUCCCA
This is a messenger RNA of Strigops habroptila (Kakapo), 4968 nucleotides long. RefSeq names its product RB transcriptional corepressor like 2 (gene RBL2). The coding region runs from base 98 to 3490 and encodes 1130 amino acids. The transcript is spliced from 22 exons. Lineage: Eukaryota; Metazoa; Chordata; Aves; Psittaciformes; Psittacidae. Gene Ontology annotation, molecular function: RNA polymerase II transcription regulatory region sequence-specific DNA binding. Gene Ontology annotation, cellular component: nucleus; transcription regulator complex; chromatin. Gene Ontology annotation, biological process: regulation of transcription by RNA polymerase II; negative regulation of G1/S transition of mitotic cell cycle; cell differentiation. The record is from RefSeq and is a predicted model, not a curated record.